UAUGUUAGCCAGUCAAGCCGCCGCCGCCUCGUGGGUUAUGUGUGUCAGCAGUGUUAGUGCCAUUAAUGUUUUUAUUUUCAAUCUUUAUGCUGUAAACUAUUGAAACACAAAAUUAUCAAUGACAAUGUGAACUUUUUAAGCUAAUGUGACCGUAAUUUAAAUAUGAAUACGAUCGUGUUUAAAUUAAAAUAAAUCUAAGAGGUUUGAAUUACGUAUAAAAGAUGACAAUAUUGAUUUAUGACUAUUGCGAGUUGGAGGAACGCGCUUCCAGGCAUCUCAACGCGUGGAAAGCAUGGCAUUUGGUACUCUAUUCCGUUGCUGGAAUAUUCGGUAUCCUGAACUACGUUUUCCUACAGGAAACGAUGCAGUUGGUUGACAAUAACUGUGUGUUGAGACCUCGUGAGCUCGCCUUCAGGAUGGUUGAGUUGCCAAAUAAUACUGCUGAAGAUGCGUAUAACUUCAAAGAUCAGUCCAGCAAGCACAAAGUUGAUGCUAAUAUAGUGACUGAUGGGAGCGACUCGACGUCUAAUGACGAAACGAAUAAAAAUAAAAGACAAGCGAUGGAUAUAGUCGACCAUCCUGAAGUUGAAGAAGAGAACGUCACCAUGUUGACAGGUAACGAAACCCACCGAUUAAUGCUUGACACAUCUAGGACUCUGUUCGCUCGAGACAAUGACUGCCAGUUUGUGGAGUAUAUGCCCAUCAUGUCAACGGUGUUCGCUGCUGUGUGGAUAACUUUCUUCACCAUGUGCCCUGGAGGUGGACAUUCAAGAUCAGGGCUGCAGCGUCCGUGGCGUAUCGUGGCUCCGGCACUGAUCUUCUCAUUGGUGCUGGUGGGGCUGACGGGACACAGCUUCAUACAGACCAACAGUGGCAUCCAGGACUUCUGUGUGGCCUUCUUUAAUGUCACUAAUACCACCACUUGUUCUGGUGCUAACGGGUACGUGGAGCGCGGUGUGCACGCGGAGUGGGGGCUGGGGGGGCGCGCGGGCGCGACGCGCGCGGCCAGCGCCGGCGUGUGGGCGAGCUGGGCGUGCGGCGCCGCGCUGCUGCUCGCGCGCUGUCUCUCCGCCAGGGACUUCGUCGUCAAACGCACCGCCGUGUACCUCGCUGAGGACCCACAACAGAAAAUAACUCCGUAUUUAAAGAAAACGAAACGUCGAAAGUCUUCCCCGAACUCGCCAAUCGUCAAAGACAAUGUAUCGAUCAGAUCGGAGCCGACAGCGACCACGGAGCUGGUGACGGCCUCAAUAGAUCCCGGACAGGAGACCACGGUCAACACGCCAGAAGUCACGCCGGUCAAAAGACCACUCAGAGCAGAUAUCAUUGAAAUGACAAACUCACCGCAACUGACCAAAUAAAAAUAUUUUUGUUUAUUACAAAAAAUCAUAUAAAGGUUAUCUAAUUGCUAAAGAACCAGAUAAAUAAUUUCUACCUAUAAAACAUGGCUGGUGUUUAAGUUGGCACGUCGUCUAGAUGAGAAUUCUUGUUACUGACGUGCCAACUAUUAAUGUUAUGACCAAUUUGACCUGCUAACUCAUAAAAACGGUACAUGAAAGUAUCUUUUUUUUAUUUCUAUUAUUAAAUACGAAUUAAGUAUCUACUUAUAUUUCGAAUUAUUUUUAUAUGUUUGUGGAUCUAUCUGUAUGUGGUAUUCAAUAAGAUCAAUCGCUUUCGUUAUUUUAAGUAUACAAUAUUUUGCACGCUGUUUUAACAUGAAUUAUGUAAUAAUGAAAUUUAUAGGAAAAUCCUAUUGUAAAUUUCUGUAAUAUGUGCUACAAUCCAAUGCUCAAAAUAUUAAUUAAAAUUAUAUUAAAUGGCUAACAUUUAAAAACGCGCUCAGAAACGCUCAAAAUGAAAGCUUAUUGUGUAUUGAUCACAUCUAAAAAUAUUAUGUAGAUCUUACAAUUUUGUUAAUCGUUUUACGAUGUUUUUCUAUUUUUAGGCCC
Papilio polytes (common Mormon) is the source of this 1949-nucleotide messenger RNA. RefSeq lists its product as uncharacterized. Lineage: Eukaryota; Metazoa; Arthropoda; Insecta; Lepidoptera; Papilionidae. The record is from RefSeq and is a predicted model, not a curated record. The coding region runs from base 222 to 1361 and encodes 379 amino acids. The transcript has 7 exons.